Neospora caninum is the source of this 711-nucleotide messenger RNA. RefSeq lists its product as hypothetical. Bases 1 to 711 code for a protein of 236 amino acids. Lineage: Eukaryota; Apicomplexa; Conoidasida; Eucoccidiorida; Sarcocystidae. The record is from RefSeq and is a predicted model, not a curated record. The transcript is spliced from 2 exons.
AUGAAGGCAAAGACCCAAGAGCGGCGCACAGGCGCCUCGCGCAGCCCCUCGGCUGAAGACAAAGGCAAAGUCCUCUCCGAGAACAUUCGACGCCUGCGGUUUAUGCAAGGCAAAAACGCGUCGGGCCAGAACGCGUCGGGGACUCAAGGCGCGCCGUCUCAACGCCUCUUUCACCAGCAUCAGCUGCGCCUACUCCAGCAGCAGCAGAAACAGCUUUACCAGCUGCAAAAGUCACAAGAGAGCGGAAACAAAGACAAACGGGAAGGCGCGUCCCCCGCCGCCGAGCCGCGUACGGACCCAAACGCUCCCGCCUCGGAUUCGGCCUCCUCAGCGGCGUCUUCCUCAGCUUCUUCCGCAGCUGUUGCGCGGCAGCGAGAAGAGGAGAAGCGACGGCAAAUCGAGCAAGUGAACGAACUGAGGAAGCACUGGUACGCUCCGGGGUGGGAAUGUGCGGAAGACAUCUAUGAGCUCCAGCAGGAAGAGGACAUGGAGAUGCAACUGCACAUCGGCCAUCCUUCUGUCGAAGCCAAACGGCAAGCUGCCGCCCUGGUGGUCAGCAGGCGAGCGUACGGCGGAGUGAAUCCCUUUGUGGAGGCGAACAUGCGGCGAAUCGAGAAGAAGGCUCUCCAUCUCGAGAGACGCCAGGAAGAAGAGAAAGAAGCCAAACGGUGGCAAGCCGUCCACUGCGGAAGACAGAACAUCCCUCUCUGA